Messenger RNA from Magnolia sinica, 1786 nucleotides. RefSeq names its product increased DNA methylation 2-like. The transcript has 4 exons. Lineage: Eukaryota; Viridiplantae; Streptophyta; Magnoliopsida; Magnoliales; Magnoliaceae. The record is from RefSeq and is a predicted model, not a curated record. The coding region runs from base 320 to 1585 and encodes 421 amino acids. Gene Ontology annotation, cellular component: nucleus.
AUUAUAACCGGCGUUAGCUGUCAGGAUUUCUUCGGAAGCGUCGAAAACUCCUCUCCCUCUCUCCCUCUCUCUCUGACUCAGAGACUCUCAGAAGAAAACAAAGCCACUCUCUCUGUCUAUCCCAAUCCUCUGACUAUUGCAGUGACUGUCUUAGCACAUCGGAUCUCCAACAUUACAUAUGCAGUAAGAACAGUGGAGAAACAGCAAAGAAGAGAAGAAAUAUGGACAUCGAUGCUACUUGUGGAGUCCCACCAUAGAAAAUCUAGAAGAAUCAUACUUCUGGGAUCUUUUCAACUCAAGCAGCAUAUAUUAUUACAAAAUGGACAGCUUGUAUGAGGCUGCGGAGUCUAUCACUCCUUUGUCGUCGGUGCCCGCUUCUGUACCCAAUUGGAUGGUGACAACCGAUGACCAACGGUUCCUCUUGCUUUUCAUCAUGGGUACCUACUUUGGCCCGGAUCUGAAGGCUGAGAAGCCUAAAAAAUCUGCUCUACAGCGAAUUGCCGAGGAUCUCCCACCAUACACUUCUGAUCAACUGGCAGGGUCGCAAAUGAAAACAGUAGAGGCCGAGAGAGUGUACUAUUAUGUGCUUAGAAAGGCAGACCAAUCUGUCAUAGUCAAGCUACCGUUGUUGCACCAGUUCUUCCAAUGUACUCUCUUUUCUCCACCAGAUGAUUCUGUUGUUGACCACCGACAGUUCCCAGAUCUCUUCCCGAUGCAAUUGCAUCCACAGAGCCGAUUCAGAAACCGAUACAAAAUCAUCGAGAACAUUGUCUUUAUCAACAACCCAGAAAUCUCUUACAUAAAACCAGAAGACGUUGAGAGGUUUAAGAGGCUUACCAGGCUCGAGGAUCUGUUGCUGGAUAGAGAUGCUGCAAGGUUAUACAGUGGUGUCGGAAUCUGUGGGCUUGCAGAUAAUGCGGAAGAGGAGUUAUCCGAUGGAAAGCGACAUGCGAAACCUUUGCGGAGGUCACGGAAAAAACGACGAGUAAAUGACUGCAUGGAAGCAGAAGCUCGGGAGCCUUUGGCACAUAUUCAUGCGGAACCUGUCAAUGCUAUACCAUGCAGUAGUGUACCGUAUUGUAGCUCAGUGCCAUCGCCAGCAGAAGCGGAAGGCAGUCCAGUGGAGAGGGUUGGGCCUGCGAUGAUCUUUCUUCCUUCGCAUCCAACUGUUGAGGAGUGGAGUAACAUUGUGAAGGCUGCGAAGAAUGGAAUUGCAUUAACGGGGAGUGUGGCAGAAAGACAAGCUGGCCCAUUGAUUGGAUUGGUAGACGUUGGGGUGUGCGAGGAUGCCUAUCUUUUCCGUAUAUCAUUGCCUGGCGUAAGGAAGGAUGAAAGGGAAUUCAGCUGUGAAGUUGAGACAGACGGGCGGGUGCAUAUAAAGGGUGUGACGACUACGGGCCAGAGGCUGAUAUUCAAGAAGUCACAGGUAUUUGAAAUGCAAACACAAUACCUUUGCCAGCCAGGACAGUUCUCCGUCUCGUUUCAGCUGCCGGGACCUGUGGAGCCUCGAGAGUUCUCAGGUAAUUUUGGGUCUGAUGGGAUUCUUGAGGGUGUUGUGAUGAAGGAGAGAGUGAGACUACACUGAUAUAAUCACACACUAACUCGGAUUCUGUGGCGUUAGAAUUAUACACAGAAUCAAGAAAUUUUGGAAUGCUUAAAGCACACCACAAAAACAACACUGUAAAUAGAAAUCGACUCCACGUCUGAACUGAGUCCGGGUUUGCAAACUAUGAUGUGAACGGCUCCGUGUAUGAGAUCUGGGCCAUCAUGAAGCUUUCUUUUUUAA